Somion occarium is the source of this 715-nucleotide messenger RNA. The record is from the annotation of a GenBank genome assembly. NCBI's taxonomy places the organism in Eukaryota, Fungi, Basidiomycota, Agaricomycetes, Polyporales, Cerrenaceae.
AAGUCCGCACCUUGUCCACUUUCAAAUGAACGUACGUUGCCAUCGUACAGCUGACGGGGGGAUCAGCCUGAGGCGUCAAGCAACGAAGCGUGACGUCUGAACAGUCCCGGCACAAUGAGGAAUUACGGCCGCUAUGGGAAUUUCUCUUACACUGCACUUAUAUUCUGCUCUGUGGCGCAGAUAGUCAUGAGCAUUUUAUACGCAUUACAUAGCGACGGCGACGCGUCCCAGGUCAUCUUAGGCUGGGUGACAAUGGGAUGGUCGCUCAUCACCUUAGCCUGGGUCACCAUCCUUGCGUCAAGUCUAGUGUUCUUUAACAGGCCGCGUUCAACAAGUUUCCUAUCUCAGGUCAUGUUACACUACAUGUCCUUAUUUUUUCUCAGUGGAACAUGGGCAGCACUGGCCGUACUUCUGUAUACGAACAUCGGACACACUUGUUCCGCUCGCCGCAAUAAUGAUACCCUGGGCUGUGGCUUUUUGGUGACUGCAAGUGUUCUCGCAACCAUUCUCUGUGCACAACCCCUGUCGUUCGGGAGCAGGACCUUCGUUCGUGGUCGGCGGUUGGGUAUCAGUAAUAAUAUUGCGUUGCUGAGGUAGCACAUCAUAGCAAUCCGGAUGCUAUAUAAUAUAUAAAUACUCUAGUACCUUGGAAGUUGCUCAGAGUAGCCUCAGAUUAACCUUUGGUUCCCAAAAUGUGAACAUCUGAAUUAAAUGC